AUGAUUGCAUGCACAAAAGUCAACUCGAAGAAGAAGCCCGCGCUUUACGCAAGUACCAAUGGCAAUGAUGGAGACAACAACGACAAGGCGGCAACGGCGUCGUUCUUACCCAGGAUCAUUCAAACGCGAGGAGUUCCCCUUCAUAUCUACCCGGACAAGCUCGAGACUUCUGCGCUCAAACAGUCGAUUCGAUUGGAUUGGCGGAAAGUCCAGUGCCCGUCGAUCAUGUCAGCAUCAUGGCAGAUGGACACAUGGGAAAAGGUGUCACGGUCGGAACGGUAUUCGCCAGCAAACAAGUAUGUUUGCCCUAAUGCGGUUGGAGUUGGUACGAUAUUGAAUGAGAUCCAACAAAAGAUAAAGGAACGCAUUCCCACUGGACUUAAUCAGCAUUCCACCAUUCCACCUGAACGAUGCGAGUCCUUGACGAGAUCACAGCUGACGUCGAGCCCACCGAUUUUCUAA
Messenger RNA from Seminavis robusta, 462 nucleotides. The record is from the annotation of a GenBank genome assembly. NCBI's taxonomy places the organism in Eukaryota, Bacillariophyta, Bacillariophyceae, Naviculales, Naviculaceae.